Molecule: messenger RNA, 802 nt
Organism: Capsicum annuum
Lineage: Eukaryota; Viridiplantae; Streptophyta; Magnoliopsida; Solanales; Solanaceae
Product: protein DMP7-like
Exons: 1
Coding region: 1-789 (262 amino acids)
Biological process (GO): endomembrane system organization
Source: RefSeq, a predicted model, not a curated record
AUGGAGGCCACCAAGAAAAUUUCGAACGCCGUGGCAAAUAGUAACAACAACAUAUGUAGUAUAUCCCCACAAGAUAUACUGAAAGCUGUGACGAAUAUCAACAAUAACAUACCUAAUAUAAUCCCACAAGAUAUACAGAAAGCUGUGGCGAAUUAUACAGAAAAAUCAGGAACAGAAAGUACUGUUACAUCUGAGAAUCAAUUGGAAAUACCCUUGUUAGAAGAUGAACAAAUUGUUGAAAAACCAAAGAAAACACCAGCACAAAAGGUUAUUAGAAAAACAUUCAAGAAAACAGCUCUUUUAUCUAAUCUUUUGCCUUCGGGUUCUGUUCUUGCAUUUCAAAUAUUGUCACCAGUUGUAACACAUGAAGGACAAUGUCUUUCCUCAAUUAGUCAUUCAAUGACAUUAUUCCUUUUAGGAAUUUGCGGGAUUUCGUGUUUCUGCUUAUGUUUUACGGACAGUUUUCGUGAUGAAAGGGGCAAAGUACGUUAUGGAUUGGCAACAUUCAGGGGCUUGUGGACUAUUGAUGGCUCGUGUCCUCCUGAGGAUGCCGAAAAAUACAAGCUGAAAUUCCUGGAUUUCUUUCAUGCACUUUUGUCAAUACUUUGUUUUGGUGCUGUUGCAGCGUUUGAUCAGAAUGUGCUGAAAUGUUUGUAUCCUUCUCCAUCUCCAGAUGCUCAAGAGAUCCUCGCAAUGUUGCCAAUGGCUGUUGGCUUGGUCUGCACGUUGAUGUUCGUUGCAUUUCCUACCACUCGCCAUGGAAUUGGCUUCCCUCUUUCGCGUUGUUAGACUUAUAUUUCUU